AUGUUGUUAUCUGAAGUUUUAAGGAGUAGCAAGUUGUUGAAGGUUUUGGAUUUGAGAGAUCAAGAGACACAGGAGGAAAUACCAAAUGAGAUUUUCAACUUGUUUCAUCUCAAGCAUCUAGACCUAUAUGAUACGAGAGUGGAGAGAGUCCCAAAAGCCAUUGGAAAGCUUCAACAUUUGGAGUUUCUGGAUUUGGGUAACACCAGAGUUAGAGAAUUACCCGUGGAAAUCCUAAAGCUGCAAAAACUUCGGGUUCUCAGAGUAUAUCAACAAGUUGAUUCUUCCGAUGAUGAUUAUGGAUAUCAUGGAUUUAAAGCUCCCUCGAAUAUGGGAGUGCUUCUUGCCCUAGAAAUAUUAGAUAGCAUAGAUGCUAGUAGUGGAUCUACAGUAGUCAAGGAGAUAGGAAAGCUGACCCAAUUAAGAGAAUUAGGUAUUACAAAGUUAAGAAGAGAAGAUGGAAAGGAGCUCUGCUCCUCCCUUGCCAACCUCACCAGUCUUCAUAGAUUCAGCAUUGAAUCAAUUGGAGAAGGUGGUGAUGAUCAUGAGAUAAUCGAUCUAAAUCAUCCUUCUCUUUCUUCUUCGUUCCUUCGAUCUCUUCGCAUGCUGGUUUUGAGUGGCCGCUUAGAAAAGAUGCCACAAUGGGUAGCUCGUCUUCACGGCUUAGUAAGAAUAGAUUUGUACUGGAGCAGGUUAAGGGGCGAGGAGGAUCCGCUUGAAUCCCUCCAUCGUUUGCCCAAUUUGGGUGAAAUUAAUUUCUGUGGAUCUUACCAGGGAGAAGGGUUGUGUUUCAAGGCUGGAGGGUUCCUAAAUCUGAAGUGGAUGCACUUAAAGAGAAUGGAAGGGUUGAGAUGGAUGACAGUGGAGGAGGGUGCAUUGCCUCGUCUCCAGAAUCUAUUUCUGGACCUACUUCCAUUACUGGAGGAAUUACCAUUGGGUAUUCAGCACUUGAGCCAGCUUCAACAGCUGUAUUUGUCUGAGAUGAGUUCUGAAAUGAUAGAAAAGGUAGAGAAUCAGAAGGAAGAAAGUGAAGAUUACACAAGAAUCGCACACAUUCCUGAAAUUGUCAUUGGUUGCUAUACAGAUGAUGGGGAAUGGAGAGAGCGCCAGCUAUGGGAGAAGUAG
Molecule: messenger RNA, 1122 nt
Organism: Coffea eugenioides
Lineage: Eukaryota; Viridiplantae; Streptophyta; Magnoliopsida; Gentianales; Rubiaceae
Product: disease resistance protein RPM1-like
Exons: 1
Coding region: 1-1122 (373 amino acids)
Source: RefSeq, a predicted model, not a curated record